Messenger RNA from Eucalyptus grandis, 2406 nucleotides. RefSeq lists its product as uncharacterized. The record is from RefSeq and is a predicted model, not a curated record. Gene Ontology annotation, cellular component: endoplasmic reticulum; Golgi apparatus. Lineage: Eukaryota; Viridiplantae; Streptophyta; Magnoliopsida; Myrtales; Myrtaceae. The transcript has 10 exons. The coding region runs from base 239 to 2038 and encodes 599 amino acids.
UGCUUCGUCGUCGUCGUCGUCUCUUUCGUAGCUCGCUCUCUCUCUCUAGCUCGCUGUGCGAUCGCGCUCUCCGCAGGUUCCUCUCGCAAUCGCUGUUGAAGGUUCGACGUCGAAUCGCGCUUUUCGAGAUCGAGAUCGAGAGAGAGAGAAGGAGUGUGGGGGAAAAGGGGGCUUUUUGAUUUCUCACCGGAUUGAGCGAUUUCCGACGGCGGCGGCGGCGGCGGCGGCGGCAGCGGCAAUGGACGAGAAUUCAGCCCUGAUACACCAGAUUCUGAGGGAGCAGCAGGAGGAGUUGGGGAGCCAGGUCGCCAAUCGGGGCUCGAGCCACAAGGAGAAGGACGAAAGCCACGGUUGGCAGACCGUCGUCUACCCCAAGCGCCACCGGAAGGCCGCCGCGAAACCCCAGCCGGGCAGGCCCGGCCACGACGCCCGCCCCAACGGCGACGCCGACGUCUUCCGAUCGAUCGAGCUGCAUGCCGAGGAGCGGCGCCGGCGGGUCCUCGAGGCCCAGGAGGCCGCCGCCGCCGCCGCCGCGGCGGGCGCCGGCGGCGGCGGAUCGAAGCGGCUCUCCGACGAUGAGGACGAUAGCGACGCGGAGGGCGCCGGCGCGGUCGAGAACGGCGGCGUCGAGGCGAAGAAGGUGAAGCCGAAGAAGCCGAAGAAGCCCAAGGUCACAGUGGCUGAGGCGGCUGCGAAGAUCGACGCCGGGCAUCUCAAUGUAUUCCUCGCUGACAUAACGGCAUCGUAUGAAUCGCAGCAGGAUAUACAACUGAUGCGGUUUGCCGAUUACUUUGGUCGUGCGUUUGCCUCAGUGGGCUCUGCACAAUUCCCUUGGCUGAAGAUAUUCAAGGAGUCUCCUGUGGCAAAAUUGGUUGAUAUCCCUCUGGCUCAUAUCUCAGAAGAUGUCUAUAAGACAUCGGUUGAUUGGCUCAGCCAGAAAACCCCUGAAGCACUUGGUUCGUUUGUAUUAUGGUUGCUUGAUAGCAUUGUCACUGAUCUGACUAGUCAUCUUGGAGCUGUUAAGGGAUCCAAAAAGGUGGUUCAGCCAGCACCAUCUAAGUCUCAGGUCGCCAUAUUUGCUGUCUUGGCAAUGGCGGUGAGGCGAAAACCUGAUGCAUUGAUUAGUUUGCUGUCUGCAUUGAAGGAAAAUCCUAAAUAUGUGGGUCAAGAUAAGCUUCCGGUCAUUGUUUGGGUGAUUCUUCAGGCCUCCCAAGGAGACUUGGUUGUGGGCUUGUACAUGUGGGUUCAUCUUCUCCUGCCCCUGCUAUGUGGCAAAUCUUGCAAUCCGCAGUCCAGAGACUUGAUUUUACAGCUAGUUGAAAGAAUCUUGUCCUCCCCAAAAGCCCGGCCGAUUAUCUUAAAUGGCGCAGUCAGGAAAGGCGAACGCUUAAUACCACCAGCAUCUCUUGAUCAAUUGAUGAAAGUUACUUUCCCGGCACCUUCAACUCGUGUAAAGGCAACUGAGAGGUUUGAGUCAAUUUAUCCGACUUUAAAAGAGGUUGCCCUUGCUGGCUCCUCUGGAAGCAAAGCAUUGAAGCAGAUAGCCCUGCAGAUCUCAAAUUAUGCAAUCAAAGCUGCUGGAGAAGGAAUCCCUGAUUUAUCCAAUGAAGCUAGUAACAUUUUCAUUUGGUGUUUGAGUCAAAAUAGUGAAUGUUACAAGCACUGGGACAAGCUUUAUCUGGAUAAUCUGGACGCAAGUGUCCUUAUUUUGAAGAAGUUGUCUGAUGACUGGAGAAUCCACUCAUCUAAGCAACCUAAUCUUGAUCCUUUGAGAGAAACUUUAAAGCUUUUCAAGCAGAAGAAUGAGAAAGCUUUGGCAAAGGAAGAUGAUGCUUCUCACCAUGCAUUACUCAAAGAUGCUGACAAGUACUGCAAAAGCAUGCUGGGGCAGUUGUCGAAGGGCCCCGGAUGCUUGAAGAUUCUGAUGUUCCUUGCAAUCCUGGCCAUCUUUGCUGCAGUCAUGUUCCCGAAUUUGCAAUCUUGGGAUUGGGACUUGAACAAACUGCUCGAGAAAUUAAACCUCCCCCAGAACUUCUAACUCCCACACAGACUGGCUAUUGGUUGGAGGACAGUUUCAACAACUAUAACGGUAGAGUUACGAGGCAUAGAUCAUUGCGAAGUUGCCCAUGAAACAAUGGGCUGAGGAUGAGUUCUCUCGAAUAUUAUGAGAUCUUUGUUGGGUCCAAGGCAAAGUUGAACUAGUCACAGUGGCCAGAUUUUGUUGGCCGACCCCUUUUAUAGAGUUUUUAUGGAUUUUGGUUGCCUAAGUUCUUCUAGUUUUGUGGUAGAUUCACAAUAAGCGGUGACUAAUUUAUGGUGCUUUGCUCAUUACAUUGGGGUUUUGAGUUUUAAUUGAAUUGGCACAGAGGAAGGAGAAUGAAAGUGGUUGGCAAAGGUUAUUUCUCA